AUGAUCUUCGGCCGCCUCUCCAAAGGGUCGAGUCUUCUCCUCCUCACAGAGUCGACCUGUGAUAGAUGGGAGACCUUCGAUGCCAGUCAGCCCCUCUUCGCCGAAGCCCCACCAUGUGUUGGUAAGUCGGUCGGUGUUGAGAAGUGUACGAUGGACUUCAACACUCAUCUGGCCGACCGAUGCAUAAUGUACAAGAGGCUGCUGAUGUUAAGUUGGUGUGAGUAUCUCAUCAUAGCAUCCUCGAGUGCCAUUCAAAUCCUCAUCGGCAUUGCCCUCCUCACGACGAGUCUGUUGAAGUAUAAACAUUACUACGUGGUGAUGUUAUCAUUCAGUGGGGUAUUGGCUUGGUGUGGUAUUGUCGGCUACUUCAUCAUAAGUUGGAUGUCCUUCUAUCGACUGGCCAGGACGGCCACCUUCCCCUACCCUACAGUGUCCUUCGCCUUCUUCGUCAACCUCCUGGCCUGUAUGAUCAUCAGUUGGGCCGUUGCCCAUUCGGUGAUGCUCAUCCGAUCCAUCAGACCAUCAGAUGAGAAGAAGCGAGGUCGUCAUGGUCUCUUGGAUUACUACGACGGAGGUGGUCAUUAG
Molecule: messenger RNA, 585 nt
Organism: Perkinsus marinus ATCC 50983
Lineage: Eukaryota; Perkinsozoa; Perkinsida; Perkinsidae
Exons: 7
Coding region: 1-585 (194 amino acids)
Source: RefSeq, a predicted model, not a curated record